ACUCCUCUGUCCUCCUUUGGAUCCAUUUUUAACAAGCUCCCGCCAAAUCGCUGUUCUUCUCCCCACACAAGGACGCGUAUUUUGGUGAGCAUGAGCCAAGUGGUUGUGCAUAAAAGAUAGAACAUUAAAUCCCACUCGAGGGGUUUAAGCGUCAAGCCGUCAACAAACACAGAGCAGACUUUAGUGUAUUGUUGUUCACUCAUAGCCUUGCACAGUGGAGUCCAGUAGUUCACUAUCCCCUCUCUACCUGAAUCUGCAUGGGGAGUGUGAGACUCCGUUUGCUUUUCGGCGAUCGUCAUCUUCUCAACAAAUCUCAGAGGUCAAAUGGGCUGAAGAGAUGCUGGCUUCUUCUAAAGCCCGAACAUGAAACCGUCUCCGAUCUCUCAUCUUAUCUAAUUCGCACUUUCGACCUCGAAGAAUCUUGCCCUAAUGGCCUCCUCCUCUCCAUGGACGGAUUCGUUUUACCACCAUUUGAAUCAACCCAAAUUUUAAAAGACAGAGACAUUAUCAGGGUGAAAAAGAAAGGAGAUACAUUAACAGAGAUAUCCAGGCUGGAAGAAAAGAAAAAUUAUGCAGAGGAUUCUGAAAUUGUGGAGAAGCGACCUUUGCUUACAAGGGUGGAGCUUCUAGCUUUUGAGGAAUUUGAGAAAGAGUCUGGUGGCUACCAAAGUGAACCUGAAGAGGAGGAAGAUGAUCGCAUUGAAGAUACACUGCAUGUGGUAAAUACAUCAAGUGGGCAAAAAAUAUCAAAGAAAAGGAAAUCAUCAAAGAAAAUCCAGAAUUCAAAGAGGAAGAAAGCUAAGUCUACUAGCGAGGAAAAAUGUCUAGUGGUCCCCAAAGGUGUUGAAUGUGAUGUUGAUAUAGAGAAAAAUGAAAGUGGUCAUCUCAAUGGAGUUGUCUCCCCAAAAAAUCUUCAAAAGAAGAAUAAAUUCUCCAAUAAAUGUGGAAAAUCAGAUGUUAUAAGUGCUCCUGAAAUUGAUGAAAGGAUUAACUACUGUGAGUCUACAUCCAACGAAGAGAGAUGUGGUCAACUUCAAGAAAAUGAUGCUGAAGGUGUUGAUGGUUCUCAUGUUCCAGAGGGAAUCAGAAAGCUCCCCAGCAGAAGUGCUCGACGCAAAAAAGCCAAAAGAAGAUGGUUACGGGAGCUGGUUAGAUCUCAGAAGGAAGAGCAGCUAAUUCAGCACAAUAUUCUUGAAAAAGAUACGCAAAAACAAUCCCCAAAACAUCAAGAAGCAGAGGAGGAUGGAAAUGUGGAUGAUGAAGUUGUUCCUGUAGUAGUUAGGCCAGGACAUAUACGCUUUGAGCCCCUUGGCAAAGAGAAAAUUGUCCAACAAAACCAAGAUGAAGUGGAGACUUUUCAAUGGAGUGGUACCAUCAGCAAGAAAAAAGGUCAAAAAUGGGGUAGAGAGAAAAAUUUAUUUUGUGGAAGGAGUGAUUAUAGGGAAUCUACUGAAGAGAUGGUUACUGACGAAGGGGAGACUGCAGAUGGGGCUAUAGACUUUGAUAGUCUUACUACCUUGGCUAGCUUGCCUAAGGAAGGUGAUGUGAUUGCAUAUCGUCUUGUUGAGCUAUCUUCAUCAUGGUGCCCUGAGCUUUCUCCUUUUCGAGUUGGGAAAGUAUCAUGGUAUGAUUCUGGAUCCAAUAUGGUUAUGCUGUUACCUGUUUCAGAGUACCCUAUUGUUUCUGAUCAGAAGGCAGAUGGAGAUGCAUCUGAAAUGCAGUUGGAUACCUCCCUUUACAAGGAAGAUGGCUCUCUAGAGAUUGAUCUUGCAUCUCUGGUUGAUGUUCGUGUUGUCCAUCAUGACAAGUUAAAUCCUGCAACCGAAGUCAGCUGCGGGAGUGAUGCAGUUCCUGUGAACAAUCGGGGCACGGUAUCAGGUGGGCCUGCAAGCAAUCAGGACACUGUAUCAGAUGGGGGGCCACACAGCAACAAUAAGGAGAUAGAUGACCGGGUCAAAGGAAAUGGGCAGCAGAUAAACGUCUGGGAAGAGAUCAGCCAGGCCUUAAAAGAUAAGAAGACACAACUGUUACAGAGGGAUGGCUGGACUACUAAAGCGAGUUCAGGAAAGUCUGCAUGGUCCUACAAAGCCUUGAGAAGCAGCGCACUAGGCCCGACCAUGGCUCUACUAAGGGCAGAGAAUGAUUAAUGAAGCUUGUUUUCCCAAAUGGGUAGAUCUCUAAUGAUGUUGACUUGAGACUUGCGAGCUUCAACAAAAUUAAGGAUCACCUAUGAUCGUAGAUGCCUUCAUUUUCUAUUGUGUAGUGGCGGUGGAAAUUUUGAUAGAAGUGAAACAAUCUCCUCAAUUCCCAGUAAUAUAAUAUGAUAGUUAGUGAUUGUGUUAGAAAAAUGAAUUCCUUUGGGUUAUUAACCUUUACUCCUGUUAUAAUGUAUAUCCUGGCAUUAUUUUUA
This is a messenger RNA of Nelumbo nucifera (sacred lotus), 2410 nucleotides long. Its product is annotated as sphere organelles protein-like protein. Gene Ontology annotation, molecular function: U2 snRNA binding; U1 snRNA binding. Lineage: Eukaryota; Viridiplantae; Streptophyta; Magnoliopsida; Proteales; Nelumbonaceae. The record is from RefSeq and is a predicted model, not a curated record. Gene Ontology annotation, biological process: spliceosomal snRNP assembly. Gene Ontology annotation, cellular component: Cajal body.